CUGCUGAGGCGUAAAUGGUGAAGACUUCACCCUCGUAGGCGACACAGGGCGGAACGAGACGCGCUCGAUACUUGAGGAACAAACGAGGCGACUUCAAAAGCAGGAAAUACGAGUGAGGUCCCGGUCUGGAAGAGAUAAAAAAUAGCACUACUCGCCACGCUCACGGCUCACUUUUGACUGAGGAAACCUGCAGCGCCCGUCUGAGCCUGCCUUCAACAACAGCUUGAGUGGAGACUGUCCUGUGCUCUGCAAUGGCUCUGUUGACCCUGCAUAGGCUUCCCUCCAUCUCUCCAGAUGAAACCCUCCAAAAAAGAGGGAGACUUCAGAAAAGGGAGAGCUUCGCCCUGGUGAAGGGGGCAGUCCUGCUGCUGGAAGAGGGCGAGAGGGUGAGCCCUGAUGAGGGGACUUGUCCCACUCCACCCUCUCCUGUAAAGGAAGACGGUGGAGCUCCAGACACGAGGCGCAGACACCUUCACGCCAUGGUUGAACAGCUCCGGCCAGAGGAUACCAUCAAGCUGGCGGUGCAGUUGGAGUCCGUCAGCUCGGUCAGAGUCAGGUAUCUGAUCGUUAUCUCCACCCUCGGUAACAAACAAGAGAGUAUCCUGCUGGGCAUGGAUUUCCCCAACCCCGAGAGCGAUCAGUGCACCAUCGGCCUGGUUCUGCCAGUAUGGAGCGACACUCAGGUUUAUCUGGAUGGAGACGGCGGCUUCAGCGUGACCACAGCUGAGGAGAUCCAAAUUUUUAAGCCUGUUUCCAUGCAGACCAUGUGGUCAGUGCUGCAGGUUUUGCAUGGGUGCUGCGAGAGGGCGGUCAAUGCAGCGGUCAUCCCGGGCAACGGCCUGGAGUGGGCUCAACAUUACCACCAGCACAUCGAGUCCGACCGCCUCUGCCUCAACGAGUGGGAGGCCCUGAACGACUUGGAGUCGGUCCGCAGGGACAGUUAUGGAGAUGGUUCGGAGGAGAGAAUUUCAAACGAGGGGCUGAUCAAAGUACAUCUGAGAGAAAUCAUGAGGACAGAAGACCUGGACAACCUCACGUCUAAAAUGGUGCACUCUGCCUUGGAGACCAGGAUGGGCUUCGACAUGAGACCCUUUAAGGAGUACAUUGACAAUGAGAUCCUGGUCACCAUGGCUCAGAUGGACAAACCCUCCAAAAUAUUUGACUACCUUUACUUGGGCUCCGAGUGGAACGCAGCUAACAUUGAGGAGCUGCAGAAAAACAAUGUGGGCUAUAUUCUGAAUGUGACGAGGGAGAUUGACAACUUUUUCCCAGAGUCCUUCACUUAUAUGAACAUCAGAUUGUACGAUGUGGAGGCCAGCGACCUUCUCCCUCACUGGACAGACACAUACAAGUUCAUCAACACUGCCAGGAAGCGUGGCCAGGCUGUGUUGGUGCACUGUAAGAUGGGCGUUUCUCGCUCUGCUUCCACGGUGAUUGCCUUCGCCAUGAAGCAUCUGCACUGGUCACUGGAGACGGCGUUGUCCUACGUUAGGGAUUGCCGGUCCAUCAUCAAACCCAAUGAAGGCUUCACGAAGCAGCUGCAAACCUACAACGGCAUCCUGAAUGCGAGCCAGCAGCGUCACAGCGCACUCUGGAGGAGAAAGUCGAGAGACCAGAGACAAAAGUCAUUAUACAAGGACGGAGGGAAGGAAAGAAAGUCAGAAGAGGAAGAGGAGGACGACUUUGAGCUGGAUGAGGACGAUGAGGAUGAUGAUGUCGAUAGCCCAGAUGAAAAAGAUGAUCCAGGGGAGGACAUACAGGUGUUUGAAGAGCCAACCAUCCAGGUACCCGGGCAGACGGCAUCACCGCUUAUCACGAUAAAUGAACCGAACAUGGUCGCUCCGAGCGUCAACCGCAGCGGCAGGAUGAACCUCUUCUCCCUCAUGCAGUCCAUCAGCGAUGAGGAUAAAGGACGUGAGCAGCUGCAUGGCAGUCCGAGGCGGUCUCCAGUGCCGCGGAUGUGUAGCCAAGGGCGCCAGGGUCUGGCUCACCAGAGAGCGUGUGUGGAUGUUUCACCGGAACCACGGAGCCUGAGGGACGCCAGUCCGAGCAAACCCUAAAGCGUUGAAGGAGCUGGAGGAGCGGCGAUUUACAGGAGGACGGGCGGCACUUACAGAAGGCUGAGAGGAGGGAAAAGAUGGUGACGGUAGUGGGGGGGGGGGUGUCCUUUUUUUAAUACACUGUAAUACACUGAUACGCUUUGGCUUUAUAUUUCAGAUUAUUUAGAUGGUGACAUUUUUACUUUGUUUCAUUGCAUAUAUUAUAGCUGAUGGUGCACUAUUGAGAGAAGGAUCUUGCUGUAAUAUUGCUAUCCCAAUGAAAGCCAGGAUAUGUGAUGGGCAAAGUCAUUAUCAGUGUCCAUUGCUGUGUUAUUAUUGUUAUUUGUGUUUUGAGAACAUAUCCUACCACAUUCAAGGCCCAUCAGUCUCCUUCGUCACCCUGGUUCCCUCUUCCCUUCUUCAGCUCUUGCAUCACCACUCCAGAGAUGAUAUCUAUGCAAUGACUGUUCUCCUUUUUCUUUUCCUCUGUAAAUAUGAGUCUGUAAGCUGCCAAACCAAGGUAGAUUGUUUUCAUAUUCUCUCUUAUUGCUCUUGUGUUAAUUGUCCACAGUUGGGAGGAUUUCACUUUAUUUAAGCUGUGCAUCACGGACCAAGUCAGGGCCAGUUUAAUGGCACAAGACUGUUUGCCAAACAGUGUGUUCCAAUGUGCCAUUUAUUAUAUUCAAUUACAAAUAUGUAUCAUGUCAGUACGUUAAGAACCAAUGUCACCCAUUUGUUUUUGAUUCAUUCUAGUUAAACACCAGGUGUAUGAGUGCCUUCAGCCUGAGAAUGAAAUACGGAAUAUGAAUGACGUUGUGUUUUUAAUGUUUUUACUAUGAGGUGGUGGCUGCCUAUUGUAUUGUGCUGUUUCUCUGAUUACAGUAUAAAUGUGACUGCAUGUAUGCAUAUACACACAUUACACAUGUAUCAACUAAUUAUUACUGGGUGCAUGUCAUGUGUUUUUUUAUACCAACAUAUGAGAGCAACAUGUUCAGGGUUUUCUCAUGUAUUGGAUUGAGGUAAAUUAUUCAAAAUACUGCUUUCAGACUUAUGAUCACUGGAUGCCGAUGUGGAAUAGUCUGUUCAUGCUGGUAAUAUUUGUAUCCAGUGAACCCCAAGCUAAAGCCUAGUUACUUCAUUUCACCUGCACUUUAUAACCCCAACAGACACUGUCCCCCCCUGGCUGAGCCAACACCACACUGUACUAUGACCCCCCCACCUCCUUUAAAUGCUGUCUACAUCUCUACGUCUUCUUGUGUUAAGCUCUCCAAUGUCUGCACCUCACUCCUGUUUACAACAAACACUGAGUGAAUUUGUUGUUAUCAUAUUCUAACCAAACACUUUGUUUCCUGAUAAAAAUUAUCUCACGGGAUUAUAUUGGUUGGAUAGGAUUAUAUUCUGAUGUGAUCUGGAAAUUUGGUAUUGAGAAGCAGAUCCAAAGAUUUCUGAUCAUUUUGUAAUUCAGAUUUUUGUAAUCCAAUCCUACUUUUAAUACAGACAAAAUGCUGCAUUUAGGUAUUUCAAAAAUAUCCAAAAUUAAGGAACCGACCUCAGAGGUGGAUUAGAUGUAGAUUGACAAAUAAAUUUGGCUUCACUUCUCCCAAAUAAUAUUUUUUUUUAAAUGUAAUCAAAAUGCGCCGUAUGAAAAAAAUUAUUUUAACAAGUUCAACACAAAUUACGUCAGUCUGAAAUCGGUCUGAAAUCUCAUCAAUCAAAUCAGUCAAUCUGAAGCAAGCGGCUUUUCAGUCGGACCACAUUAUGUCCAAAAUGUAAUUACAAGUCAUAUGUGGCUUUUUAAAAAAGGAAUGGUUUAGUAUGUGGGAAAAAUGGUCAAUAAUAGUUUAGUAUUGUGUAGGUCUGUGCUGUUUGGGUAGCAACCAAAAUAAUGCAGAGAAUAUUGUGAUCGUAAUACAUUUUGAAUAGAUUAUUCUUUGGGCACUAAUUGUAAAAUUUUCACCCAGGCCAUAUUGAACACUUUAUACAUAAUAUGCAUAUAGUUGUUACUCUUGUUUUUUUGGACAUAUUAUUUGGCUUCUGUAAUAUAAUCUGUUUUUGAUCUGCGUUGGCUGCAAUGUAUAUUUUUCCCCGUGAACACCAAGGCUGAGAACACAUUUCAUAAGCCAAAGGUCUUACUGUGGUAUGCGUCAUUUGAAUAAACAUCUGAAUUUCCAAGAUG
This is a messenger RNA of Pseudoliparis swirei, 4215 nucleotides long. Its product is annotated as protein phosphatase Slingshot homolog 3. Gene Ontology annotation, biological process: actin cytoskeleton organization; negative regulation of actin filament polymerization; protein dephosphorylation. The record is from RefSeq and is a predicted model, not a curated record. Gene Ontology annotation, cellular component: cytoplasm. Gene Ontology annotation, molecular function: protein tyrosine/serine/threonine phosphatase activity; actin binding. Lineage: Eukaryota; Metazoa; Chordata; Actinopteri; Perciformes; Liparidae. The transcript is spliced from 17 exons. The coding region runs from base 252 to 2060 and encodes 602 amino acids.